Pteronotus mesoamericanus is the source of this 1011-nucleotide messenger RNA. Its product is annotated as vomeronasal type-1 receptor 4-like. Gene Ontology annotation, biological process: G protein-coupled receptor signaling pathway. Lineage: Eukaryota; Metazoa; Chordata; Mammalia; Chiroptera; Mormoopidae. Gene Ontology annotation, cellular component: membrane. The coding region runs from base 70 to 1011 and encodes 313 amino acids. The transcript has a single exon. The record is from RefSeq and is a predicted model, not a curated record. Gene Ontology annotation, molecular function: pheromone receptor activity.
UCUGCCUCCUAUUCCCAUGCAGAGUCCUCUAGUUGAGAAGACAAAGAUCAGGCCCUGAGAUCACACAGCAUGGCCACCAGGGAUUUGGCUAUAGGAAUGGUCCUGCUACUACACACCGCAGUCGGAGGUUUGGGGAAUUUCUCUCUGCUUUACCAUUAUCUCUUCCUUUACUUCACUGGGUACCGACUGAAGCCCACAGAUUUGAUUGUCAACAACCUGACUGUGGCCAACAUUUCAGUUCUGUUUUCUAGUGGAGUCUCCCAUACCAUGUCAUCUUUUGGGUGGUAUCAUCAUCUCAGUGAUUUUGGAUGCAGACUUAUUUACUAUGUCCGUGGAGUGGGCAGGGGUGUGUCCAUCGGCACCACCUGCCUUCUCAGCGUCAUCCAAGCGAUCACCAUCAGCCCCAGCAACUCCAGGUGGGCAGAGCUUAAACAUAAAGCUCCCAAGUACAUUGUCCCUUUAAUUUUUCUGUACUGGAUCCUGCAACUGUUGGUAAAUGUUGUUUUUCUUAUAUUCCUGUCUAGCAAUUUGAGCCACAAAAAUAUCACAAAUACAAAAAGGUUUGGGUACUGUUCAUCUGUUCGUCAUGAUGAGACGAUGGACUCAUUGUAUGCAGCCUUGUUAACAUCCCCUGAUUUUUUAUGCUUUGUGCUCAUGCUCUGGGCCAGCGGCUCCAUGGUCUUCAUCCUGUACAGACACAAGCAGAGGGUCCAACACAUGCACAGGACCCACCUCUUUUCUCAGUCUUCGCCUGAGUCCAGGGCUACAAAAACCAUUCUUCUCCUGGUGAGCACAUUUGUCUUUUUGAACACCCUCUCCUCCAUCUUUCAUAUUGCUUUAUCUAUUUUAAAUAAUCCCAACUGGUUCAUUUUGAAUACCACUUCUGUACUCUCUCUGAGUUUCCCAACUGUCAGCCCUUUCCUGAUCCUGAGCCGUGACUCCACUGUCUCCAGGGUCAGCUUUGCCUGGCUAAGGAAUGUCAAAUCCCCUAGUAUUAUGAGAAUUAUGUAA